This is a messenger RNA of Uloborus diversus, 969 nucleotides long. Its product is annotated as mitochondrial inner membrane protease ATP23 homolog. Gene Ontology annotation, molecular function: metalloendopeptidase activity. Gene Ontology annotation, biological process: mitochondrial protein processing; mitochondrial proton-transporting ATP synthase complex assembly. Bases 113 to 898 code for a protein of 261 amino acids. NCBI's taxonomy places the organism in Eukaryota, Metazoa, Arthropoda, Arachnida, Araneae, Uloboridae. The transcript has 5 exons. The record is from RefSeq and is a predicted model, not a curated record. Gene Ontology annotation, cellular component: extrinsic component of mitochondrial inner membrane.
ACGAAAAUUGUCUGUUUACAUUUUGGGCAUGAUUUCGAGUGAAAUAUUUUGCCGAAUGAGUGCUGUGCAAUAUUUAAUAAUUGUUUUAACAACGCAUUAGUUUCUUUAAAAAAUGGAAAACUCUUCAUCAGACAAAGGUGAAGACGCAAAACAUAGCCCAGAAAAUUCUGAUUUUAACGAAAAUUCAACAGAAGAAACUCUACAAGGUCUUGACUUUUACCCAGAACGACGAGGAGGGAAAAUAGCCCGUAGUUGGUUUCGAAAUUUAAUUCUUGGUGAAGGGAAUGAUAAUUUGCAGAAAAUAAGAUGCGAAAGGAAUAUCAAUAAUGUCAUCGGACAGAGUCCAUUACUGAAGUUGCUGAUAAGUGCUUUGAAAUCUUCAGGCUGUGACUUCGACUUGAAUCGUCACGUUUGCUGCGAACCAUGUAGCAAACUUGUUACUGGUGGAUAUGAUGCUGAAAUGAACCAGAUAGUUGUGUGCCAAAAUACUGCUACAAACAAGUCCUCUGUACAUGGUGCCUUAGCUCACGAAAUGAUUCACAUGUUUGAUCAUUGCCGUGCAGAAUUAGAUUUCAGAGACGUCGACCAUUUGCUUUGUACUGAGAUCAGAGCUGCAAAUCUCAUGCAUUGUUCUUUCUUAAGUUCAAUGGUCAUGGGCACUGCAUCUUUCAUUCGAAUAAAGAAACAACAUCAAGAAUGUGUUAAAAGAAAAGCUCUAGCAUCUCUUAUGGCAGUGAGGGAUAUAUCAGAAGCAGAUGCAAAUGCUGCAUUGGACAGGGUAUUCUCAAAAUGUUAUAACGAUCUAGAACCCCUUGGUAGACAUUUACGGAGAAAUUCUAGAGACAUGGAGAGAGUUUAUCGUGAAAGAUACCUCUAUGGAUAUGGCUUUGCUAGCUAGAAAUGUGUUAGUAUAUAAUUUAUUUUGUACAUUUGUGUAGAAUUAUUAAAACAUCAAAUUUUUAUUUUGAC